GUUGAAUACAUCAUUUUCAGACUAGUGCUCUACUUUGGAACCUGCUGCAGAGCGGCAGAGAAACAGAAUCAACUUCAAAAUCAGCCAUUUUCAAGGAAAGUCGUAGAAGGGAGCAAUAAGAACAGGUAGAGGGGUUGCGCGCACAAUCAGUACCAGCAGAAUAACUGAUAGUCACCAGCUGGUUCCAAUACUUCGGUGGCUUUGAAGUGUAAUUUACAGUGUUUUUAGUGUUUUAUUUUGUUUUAAGACCCGGUAAAAAUGCAUUUAUAUUUCAAUGUUUUUAUCAAAGUAAAUAAUUUUAUUUGAUAAAAUCAACCUGCAUUACCUGGAAGAAUCUUGACUUAUGAAUAUGGAUAUAGUAUGUGAGAAAGUGUUUACGUGAUUAAGUCGAGAGUCGUAUCGUUCCCACACCUGGACCUGAGCAUUUUGUCUCACAGGUCACAAUGACAACAAGGGAGCUUUACGUCAAGGGAGCUAAAGUAUGGGUACCGCACCCAGAAAAGGUAUGGGAAGGAGCAGUGCUUAUAGAAGACUAUAAAAGUGACCACACACAAGUGAAAGUACGAAUUGAUGAUUCGAAAGAAGAAAGAUUGAUAGAAAUAAAAUCAGACAGUGAUUUACCGCAUCUACGUAAUCCAGAUAUUUUAAUUGGUGAAAAUAAUUUAACGUCUUUAUCAUUCCUCCAUGAACCUGCAGUUUUAUAUAAUCUUCAAAUUCGUUUUCAACGCCACUGUAUAUAUACUUAUUGUGGGAUCGUUUUGGUCGCAUUUAACCCGUAUGAUGAGCUUCCAAUCUAUGGAAAUGACACGAUUUGGGCGUAUCGAGGUCAAGCAAUGGGCGAUUUGGAGCCUCAUAUUUUUGCUGUUGCUGAAGAAGCUUACACUAAACUUGAAAGAGAACUUCAUGAUCAAUCGAUUAUUGUAUCUGGUGAAUCAGGUGCUGGAAAAACUGUUUCAGCAAAAUAUGCAAUGCGAUAUUUUGCAACAGUUGGUGGUUCGUCGACAGAAACGCAAAUUGAGAAAAAAGUAUUAGCAUCAUCACCGUUGAUGGAAGCCUUUGGUAAUGCGAAAACUACACGCAAUGAUAAUUCAUCAAGAUUUGGUAAAUUUAUUGAAAUUCAAUUUAACAAGAAUUAUCACAUUACCGGCGCUAGCAUUAGAACUUACUUGUUAGAAAAAUCUCGAGUGGUCUUCCAAGCUAAUGGCGAACGAAAUUAUCAUAUUUUUUAUCAACUUUGCGGUGCUGCGAAUUCUCGAGAACAUUCUCAGCGGCUUAAAGAACUGGAAUUAUAUCAAGGAACAGAUUUUCAUUAUCUAAAUCAAGGAAAUAGUUUUACUAUUGACGGUGUUGAUGACUUUUUAUUAUUCCAAGAAACUAUAAAUGCCAUGUCUAGACUUGGAUUUGAUACAAAACAGCAAGAUGAUGUUUUUAAAAUUCUUGCAGCUAUUUUACAUUUAGGAAAUGUUAAAAUAUCUCAUGGAGAUGGAUCUGAUAGUGAAGCUUGUUCGAUUUCAUCAAAGGAUAAACACUUGAUGAUUUUGUGUAAGUUGAUAGGUAUUGAUCCAAGUGCAAUGCGAAAGUGGUUGUGUCAUAGAAAAAUAGUAUCAAUGAGAGAUGUUAUCUUGAAACCGAUGAAUGUUGAACAAGCUAUGGGUGCUCGUGAUGCAUUAGCAAAGCAUAUUUACGCAGAGUUAUUCAAUUAUAUUGUUACCAGAAUCAAUGACUCACUUAGAAGCAAAAUUAAAGCACAAUCCUUCAUUGGAGUGCUUGAUAUUUAUGGUUUUGAAACUUUUGAAAUAAAUUCUUUUGAGCAGUUUUGUAUUAAUUAUGCCAAUGAAAAACUUCAACAACAAUUUAAUCAACAUGUCUUUAAACUCGAACAAGAAGAAUAUCUCAAAGAGGAAAUUGAAUGGACUUUUAUUGAUUUUUAUGACAAUCAGCCUUGCAUUGAUCUUAUUGAAACUAAGCUGGGUAUUUUAGAUCUUUUGGAUGAAGAAUGCCGCAUGCCUCGUGGAUCUGAUGAUUCAUGGGCAGAAAAACUUUACACAAAAUGCUCUAAAUCAAAGCAUUUUGAAAAACCUAGGUUUGGAACUAGUGCAUUCCUCAUUCAUCAUUUUGCAGACUUAGUGGAAUACUCUACAGUUGGAUUUCUUGAUAAAAAUCGUGAUACUGUUAUUGAAGAACAAGUUGAUAUGUUAAGAUCAAGUGAUAAUAAAUUAUUAAAACAGUUAUUUAAUGAUGAUCCACCAAAGUUAUCAGUUCCCAAUCAAACAAAAGUUAAAAUUUCGGCGUCAAAGCCAUUAACAAGUUCAGCACCUAAAGCUAACAAAAAAACAGUUGGAUCCCAGUUUAGAGAUUCCUUAAAUAUGUUGAUGGCAACUUUGAAUGCCACAACACCUCAUUAUGUGCGAUGUAUUAAACCCAAUGAUUCUAAAGAAUCUUUUGAUUAUGAUGCAGUGCGUGCAAUGCAACAGUUAAGAGCUUGUGGAGUAUUGGAAACAAUCAGAAUUUCGGCGGCAGGAUUUCCGAGUCAAAGAACUUAUGGAGACUUUUUCCAACGUUACCGCUGUCUAUGUCCCUAUAAAAAGAUCCUUCGGGAUGACUUGAAAGAAACUUGUCGAAGAAUUUUGCAGAAAUACAUCAAAGAUGAGGAUAAAUUUAAAUUUGGUAAAACUAAAGUCCUCUUUAGAGCUGGUCAAGUAGCGUACUUGGAGAAGCUGAGAGGAGAAAAGCAAAGAGAUGCUUGUAUAAUGAUUCAGAAAACUGUGAGAGGAUUUAUUCAUUUUAGGAGAUAUCAAAUCAUAAGAAGGAGUAUUAUAGGACUUCAAAGACAUGGAAGAGGUUUCAUAGCUAGACAGAAAGCUCAACAAAUCAGAAGACAACGAGCUGCGAUUAAAAUUCAAGCUAGAAUCAGAGGUUGGCUGGCGAGAACAAGAUAUUUACGAAUUCAACGGACUGUUAUCGGUCUUCAAACUUAUGCCCGAGGAUUUUUAGCUCGAAAACGAUACGCUGAAAUGAAAGAUCAUGCUGCUGCAAUGAUUAUUCAGAGGUUUAUUAGAGGAUACUUAGUUAGAAGGGCUGUGAGAAAAAAAAUCAAGAAUAUUAUCAUUGUUCAAUGUUGUGUACGUAAGUAUCUGGCUAAAAAGAUCUUUAAAAGGCUCAAAGCUGAAGCUAGAAGUGUGGAACAUGUUAAGAGUCUCAAUAAGGGUCUCGAAAAGAAGAUCAUCUCGAUGCAACAUAAGAUUAAUGAGAUAACAAAAGAAAAUGUUGCUCUCAAAACAGUCCAAGGUGAGGUUCAAGAGCUUAAAAGUAAAUUAGAAGGAAUGAAGAGCUUAGAAAUUGAGAAUAAGAGAUUAAUUAAUCUUAUGGCAGAGAAAGAUAAACAGAUAGAGAAAUUCGAAGAAGUUGUUAAACAAGAAAGAGAUGAAAAAAUGGAAUUAUUACUUGAUAGACAGAAAUUGAUGAAAGAUAAAGAAGAAGAGAAUAAAAAAUUGAUUAUAGAAACAGAAAAGUUGAAAAAAGAAUUAUCUGUAGCUACUGAACGGCUUAGAACUGAUCGAAGAGGUGCUGAAGAAAAUUUGAAACAUCGUUUGGAACAAGAAAAAGAUUUACUGCUAAUGGAACAUGAUCAGGAUCGUGGAGCUUAUCAGAAAUUGCUCAAAGAUUAUCAAGAUCUUGAAGAGCAUGCUGAAGCAUUAGAAAGAAAACUUGCUAUGUAUGUUCCAGGACAUUCAAGAUCUCUGAGCAAUGCUUCUAGUUCCAGUGGUCCAGUUCCAAGUGUUGAAGGUGCUCCAGAUGAUCAAAAUAUUGACUUUGGUUAUGGAUCUGUUCGGUCAACAAUAUCUUCAUCAACACCGUAUUCUAGAGUUGAAACUAUUGACUGGAAUCAACGUAGAUCUGAUAGUCCACCUGAUGGAGAUCAAGGAGUUAAAUCACCAACACAAAAUGGAAGUCUUCAGCCACCUCCUGUUGAUAUUGGCCUAGUUCUUAAACUUCAGCAGAAACUUAAAGAUGUUGAGAGUGCUAAUGGCAGACUUGUAAGAAUGGUAGAAGAUUUAGAACGUGAUAGUCCUGAAGAUAAUCUUAGAACUCAGGAUACUUUUAAGUUAGAGGAACUAGAGAUGGAGAAUGCACAGCUGAAAAAAGAUCUAAAUGAAUUGAGAAAAAGUGUAGUGGAUGGAGAUUCUUCUAAUGUUCAGAAAAGUCUUUUGGGACAGUUUGAAGCACUUCAAGAAGAACUGGCACGAAGAAGAGAAGAGUGUAUACAGCUUCAUAGUGUUCUUGCAGAUAAUACAAGAAGAAUGAAAAGCCUUGGAUCGAAUUAUGGACGUGAUGUAGAUAUUAUUAAUGAAGAUGGAGAACUGGUCCUUGCUUUUGAAGCACAGAAAAAAAUUAACCGGCAAUUGGAGGAUGAAUUACAAGAGAAAGAAAAGGGCUGGAGAUCGCAGAGAAAUGAAUGGCGAAGUGAAAUUGAUCGUUUACAAGAUGUUAUACAGAAUCAACAAAAAUUGUUAUCUGUUAAUUUAAGUCAGACUCCACAAACACAAAAUGAAGCAUUUAUGCAACAUGAAAUUGCAAGAUUAACAUCAGAAAAUUUGGAUUUACAAGAAAAGUACGAUAAAGUCGCUGAAGAAUGUCAGAAACUGAAGAAACGAUGCAAAAUUUUGGCAAAACGUCUUCGAGAUGCAGGCUGCGAGGAUACUGAUUCGAAGGAUUCAAAUGAGGCUCUAAAACCUCAUCCAUAUAUGAUAACAGGUCCUCCGGUGCCUGAUACCGUCGAUCCGCCUGCCAAUCAAUCAUUGCUGGCAUCUCAAUCAUCCAAUGGAACAAUUAUGCCUGCCAUUCGAAAGAAAGAACGUGAUUACGAAGGAAUGUUUGAAUUUCAAAAAGAAGAUGUUCCAGCUAUUAUUCGUCAUCUUGUCAUAGAAUUAAAACCAAAGGUAGCAGUGACUUUGCUACCAGGGCUUCCAGCUUAUAUCGUUUUCAUGUGUAUUCGUCAUACAGAUUUUAUUAACGACGACGAAAAAGUGCGCUCUCUUCUAACAGGUUACCUGAAUGCCGUCAAACGAGUGAUAAAGAAACGGGAUGAUCUUGACUCUGCAGUUCUUUGGCUUAGUAAUACUUUACGUCUUUUACACAACAUGAAGCAAUAUUCAGGAGAUAAACCAUUCCAGAUAGAAAAUACACCACGACAAAAUGAACAAUGUCUUCGUAACUUUGAUUUAAGUGAAUACAGAUCAGUAUUGAGUAAUGUGGGUGUUUGGAUUUUUGUAAACAUCAUGACCAUUUUAAAAGAAAGAAUUCAAGCUUUGACAGUACCAGCUUUGUUGGAACAUGAAGCUAUAACUGGAUUGAAUUCAAAUAAAACUGGAAGACCUAGAUCAUCAUCAAUGGGCGAAGAGCCAGAAUCAACUCAACAAAAGUUGAAUAAACUUCUCGAUGAGCUUGGAGCCAUCCAUAAGACUCUCCAGUUUCAUGGCGUUGAUUCAGAAAUCAUUGUACAAGUAUUCAAGCAACUAUUUUAUUUCAUGUGUGCUAGUGCUUUGAAUAACUUGUUGUUAAGAAACGAGUUGUGUCAUUGGACGAAAGGAAUGCAAAUUCGAUAUAAUUUAAGUCAUUUAGAACAAUGGGCGAGAGAUGAGAAGUUAACAGCCGCUGCUGAAGCUCUGUUACCAUUGAUUCAAGCUGCACAACUUCUUCAAGCAAGAAAGACUGAUGAAGAUGUUAAAUCUGUAUGUGAAAUGUGCAAUAAAUUAACUGCUAAUCAAAUAGUUAAAAUACUGAAUCUCUAUACGCCUGCUGAUGAUUUUGAAACUCGAGUUCCCGUGUCGUUCAUCAAAAAUGUGCAGGCUGAAUUAAAACACCGUCAAGAAAACAACGAACAGCUUUUAAUGGACCUAAAGUUCACUUACGCCGUUAGAUUUCCAUUCAAUCCUUCAAAUAUUCGAUUAGAAGAUAUUGAAAUACCACCUGCACUCAAUUUACCGAUGCUCAAAAAGGUCUAAAUAAUUAUAAAAAUGGUAUAUUACAAUGAAUUAUAAAUGAAAAAAAUAUAUAGAGAA
Messenger RNA from Chelonus insularis, 6062 nucleotides. RefSeq names its product dilute class unconventional myosin (gene didum). The transcript has 8 exons. Gene Ontology annotation, molecular function: ATP binding; microfilament motor activity; actin filament binding. Gene Ontology annotation, cellular component: cytoplasm; vesicle; myosin complex. Lineage: Eukaryota; Metazoa; Arthropoda; Insecta; Hymenoptera; Braconidae. Gene Ontology annotation, biological process: actin filament organization; vesicle transport along actin filament. The coding region runs from base 444 to 6005 and encodes 1853 amino acids. The record is from RefSeq and is a predicted model, not a curated record.